AUGGUCUACGGACAUAUGAUGCCGAAAUACCCCCUGGCAGACUUUUCGGUUAAUCUGUACCAGCAUGCAGGGACAUCGUCAGAGUCAAUGUGUCUUUCUCCUCUGUCGCUGUCGUUGGCACUGGCGAUGAUCUUCUACGGAUCUGCCGGAAAUACAAAGUCACAAAUAAAGGGUGCCAUGUUUGGAUUUUCGUCUACUGACCAGCAGGUGUCGACAUAUAUGGGUGAAGUAAUGAAGACGAUUAACAGCACGGAUAAAACGUUUAUUCUAUACGCUGUGAACAGGCUGUAUAUCAACAAAAAAUACAAUGUGUCCGAUUAUUACCGUAACAAGGUGAAAGAUAAGCUGAACUCAGAUAUCGCAAUGGCAGACUUUUCGAAUCCCAGAAAAGUCGUAUCCGAAAUCAACCACUGGGUUGCGACUGCGACUCAUUAUAAGAUCAAAGACCUAGUAACAACCAGCUCGUUCGAUGCGAAUACUCGCCUAGCGGUCAUAAACGCUGUUUAUUUCAACAGCAAAUGGCUGAAGGAGUUUUCACCUCAUGAUACUUCGAAGGGAACCUUCUACGUCUCCAUGGACCGCAGAAUCGAGGUAGAUAUGAUGUCUCAGAAAAAGCUCUUUUCCUACGGCGAAACAGCCGAAUGCCAGGUUUUGGCAAUGCGAUACAUUGGACCUUUCAUGUCGAUGGUUGUUCUACUUCCGAAAGAGCGGUACGGCUUAAGGAGGUUUGAGGAAGCACUGACGGCUAGAAAGUUAGUUCAGCUACUGUCGUCCACCACCAGCACAACCGUUACGGUGAAAUUUCCAAAGUUCCAACUUCAAUCAAAAUUAAAGCUGAAUUCGAUCUUUGAAAGCAUGGGAAUAACCGACAUGUUCAGAAAAACGGCAGACCUUGCGGCGAUCACCGGAAAGCCUGAACUGUUCGUUUCUUCAGGCGUACAUGAAGCUUUCAUUCAGGUUGACGAAAGAGGAACCGAGGCAGCGGCAGCGACCGGAUUUGAAAUCAUGCCAAUGGCUGCAGUUCCUAAUCAAGAGGUCCGCUUCAUCGCUGAUCAUCCGUUCAUGUUUGCCAUAAUUGACAAGAAGCACAACAACAUUCUGUUCUUGGGAAGAUACGUCGGCAGAAGUUGA
Soboliphyme baturini is the source of this 1131-nucleotide messenger RNA. NCBI's taxonomy places the organism in Eukaryota, Metazoa, Nematoda, Enoplea, Dioctophymatida, Soboliphymatidae. The record is from the annotation of a GenBank genome assembly.